UCAGUACAGACUUAAACCAGACGCACAGAUCUCGUGCCGAGAAGCGCACGCGCCUACGCUACGUCCUCCAAGCUUUUAAUAUUACGCUCGGAGAUCGAUAUAAAAUUAAUACAAACACCAGCUAAUAUUGUUUACAUUUCGGAAUAGUGAACAAGAGAGUGAUCUAAUUGCGGUUGUAUUGUGGUAAUUGGUAUUAGAGUGGUAUAAAACCUAUUGAUAGAGAUUAUAGUUCAUAGUUUCAUGUGGUUCUUUGUGAGUGGUCGGUGAUUGUGAAAUGGGUACUGUCAGGAGUAAGUUGGCUCAUUGUUGCUCCCAAUGUAGCUCGUGUUGUGGGUUCCGUAAAUCGGAUUCGUAUGACCUCAAAGAACUGCCGCGACCGCCUCCAUGGAAUACUCCUAACAGAGAAGAUGUCGUCGACGCAACGAGGCAAGGCGUGCUUGCGGUGCAGGGAAUUGAUUUCUGUAUCGAUACGAAUGGCGAGAACCAUCACACGAACAAGUUUAACCUGAUGACGAGGAGCGUCGACCGAUGCCUGGUGGUGCGGCGAGGCCAGGCCUUCAAAUUGGAUAUACUACUGAACAGGCCUUACGAUGCCAGUAAAGACGCUGUUUCCUUUAUCUUUUACGUUGCUGACGUAGAAUCUCGAGGACCGUCCGAUGAGACGUCAGCUGCUGUACCGUUACUAGAAAAAGGGUCGGAGACUUUUGGAGCGUGGACCGCGACGUACGAGGGUCAGAUUGACUCUCAUCUCAUGGUAGCAGUGACUCCUGCAGCUGACUGCAUUGUUGCCGCUUGGAAGCUCGACGUAGAUACAAGACUUAGUGAAGGCAGUUCUCUCAGUUACAGACAUCCUUUACCUAUCUACGUCCUUUUUAAUCCUUGGUGCUUAACCGACAGUGUCUAUAUGCCAGGUCACAGCCAUCGUGACGAGUUCGUGUUAGAGGACGGAGGACUAAUGUUUAGAGGAGUGUACAACCGUAUCAAACCCUCACCAUGGAACUACGCUCAGUACGAGAAAGAUAUAUUAGACUGCGCGCUUUAUCUAGUCAGAGAAAUUGGAAAGGUCAAAGGUCGUGCAAGAAGCGACCCUAUUAGGACAUGUAGAGCACUAUCAGCUGCGAUAAACGCACAAGAUGACAACGGUGUUAUUAUCGGCAACUGGGCAGCAGAUCUGUCAGACUACAGUGGAGGCACUCAUCCCUUGAAGUGGGUCGGCUCAUUAAACAUUCUGCAGAGCUACUAUGAGAAGAAAAAGCCAGUCAAAUAUGGACAGUGUUGGGUGUACGCUGGUGUAUUGACCACAGUUUGUCGAGCCUUGGGAAUUCCCUGCCGGCCAGUCUCAGGAUUCAAUGCUGCUCACGACAGUCAAGGAAGCCUAACCAUUGAUGUCAUUAUGGAUGAUCAAGGAAGUCAGCUUGAAGAAUACACCAAAGACUCUAUUUGGAACUAUCACGUUUGGAAUGAGGUAUGGAUGGAACGUCCAGAUCUCGGUCCAGAGUAUGGUGGCUGGCAAGCUCUGGACGCGACUCCACAGGAGGAAUCUGAAGACAUGUUCCGUUGUGGCCCAUCGUCACUAAGAGCAGUCCGGGAUGGAGAGCUGCAGAGACCUUAUGAUACAUCUUACGUCUUCGCAGAAGUUAAUGCUGACAAGGUGCUAUGGAAAUACUCUGGAGAGAUUCAGCCACUAAAAUUAAUGCAACGAGACACUGAAUCGAUCGGUCAAAACAUUUCAACAAAAGCUAUAGGAAAGAUGGAACGUGAGGACAUUACACACACAUACAAAUAUCCCGAACGAAGUCGCGAAGAACGUAUGACUAUGGAGAAGGCACUGCGAAAAUCUGAAAGCAUUUUUGCGAGGUACUACCUCAACGAUGCUUUCAAUGACGUCACCUUCGACUUUGAUCUUCUGGAUGACAUAAAGAUUGGCCAAGACUUCAAUGUGGUUUUACACAUCAAAAACCGUUCAAGUUCGGACUCUCAUCAGGUAAAGGGUAUCCUUCGUGUAGACACAGUGACGUACAGAGGAAAUACAGGGGAAGGAGUGAAGAGAUCAGAAUUUGAUCUUAACCUCAAACCUGAAAGCAAGGAAGACAUCAAGAUGCUGGUCACUUUUGAUGAAUAUUACAAGAAGCUCGUUGAUCAGGCUUCCUUCAACAUUGCUUGCUUAGCAACAAUCGUCGACACAAAAUUCGACUUCUUUGCACAAGAUGACUUCAGAGUUCGAAACCCUGACAUCAAAAUCAGUAUUGAUGGGAAACCAGUGUCACAUCAAGAGUUCACUGUCAAUGUUAAAGUGGAGAAUUCCUUGCCCAUUCCACUUACUAAGGGCAAGUUCUAUAUCCAAGGUCCAGGCCUUGAUGAACAACUUAAGAUUCAAUUAAAUGAGAAUGUGGCGCCAGGAGCGUUUGCGACUGCUCAAUUCAAGCUGACACCACCGUGGGCAGGUCGCCACCAGAUUUCUGCCAAGUUUACAUCAAAGGAAAUGCGAGACAUUGAUGGAUUCUUGUCCUUGAUGGUAGCAAUGCCUGCUCCUGCGACAAACGGCCUACCGCGUGAUUAAAUCAAGUGUCAUGAAAUCUAGAUAGAAGUUUGAGUUAUAAAUAGAAAAAUAGGAUAACCAUUACUGAAAAGUAUUUCCUUACAUUAUUUAGUCCUAGACUGCAUUUUACGUCUUUGGACCUUCUUGUAAUGCUUAGUCUGUCAUCGCUAACUUUAUCAAGACUCGACUUAUUUAUUUUUCACUACGCCUUAGCUUUAUCUAUUAUUUAAGAUACUAGAUAUAAAUAUUUGUUAUUUUAAGAAAACACUCGUAUUGAUGCUGUAUGUACUCUCAUAUUUUUGUCUCUAAUUUCUUAUAUUUUGAAAGUGGCCUUAGUAAUGUUCUACUUAUUAAAAUUAUUUAUUUUUACUUAGAGCAAGAGAUUGAAUCUAUUUCUAGUAAGGAUAAAAGCCGUCUCAGUUAUUAAUAUUUUAUUUUAUACCAGUAUAACUAUACUACGUAAUAAUAGAGUUAUGUGUUAUUUUAAAAUUAGCUAAUAUUUCAGUACCUAUCUAUUAUUGCAAUAUUAAGUAUUUUAUAAGUAUGAUAAAACUGUUGACUGCCAAAAUUGGUGCUCUAAUAUAAUUUUAUACAAUGCAAGUAAAAUAAAACAAUCGAUCAAAC
Messenger RNA from Spodoptera exigua (beet armyworm), 3163 nucleotides. NCBI's taxonomy places the organism in Eukaryota, Metazoa, Arthropoda, Insecta, Lepidoptera, Noctuidae. The record is from the annotation of a GenBank genome assembly.